GUUGCUAAACACACACUGUACAGUCCGAGGCAGAGGCGGUGAGGGUGUGUACGAUAACUAACAGAGCAUUUUUUAUUUUUAUUUUCUGAAGUGAAGUUUGAGAGUCGGGACUUAGAAUGAAGAUCCUCCUCAUCUUCACCUUCUGCCUGAUUAUAGCUGGUUCUGAUGCUGUAACUACAGUAACUGGAUACAGAGGAAGAUCAGUUCAGAUUAAAUGCCCCUACGGAUCUGGAUAUGAAGAAUACAAGAAGUAUCUCUGCAGAGGUAAAUGUCCCCGUGUAGGGUAUAAUGAUGUUCCUGUUCGUUCUGGAUCUCCUGCUAAAGACAUCAGAUUCUCUCUGUAUGACAACACAACAGCCAAAGUCUUCACCGUCACCAUCACUGAUCUGAGAACAGAGGAUGGAAACACUUACUGGUGUGUGAUAGAGCGGACAGGGUAUGAUCUUUACACAGAGCUUCUACUGCUGGUUAAAACGGAAGAUCCUGCCAUCACUACUGUCUCACACACCACACACUCCGCUUCAACACACUCCGCUUCAACACAGUCUGCUUCAACACACUCCGCUUCAACACACUCCGCUUCAACACACUCCAUGAGUCCAUCAGUGCCUGCUGAGAUCACACAUUCAACAACAGCAAAUCCACUAAAUGAUGCUAACCAUCCAACCAUCGCUCACUCACCUCAGGGUAUAAAUAACUACAUCAUGAUCAGUACAGGUGCAGUGUUGUUGGCUGUUGGUGUGAUUAUAGCGAUCUACUGCAAAAUACAUCGUCAAGGCUCUGAAACAGUGACACGAUCUUCCACAGAGGCAAAUGGAGAUUAUGAAAAUGACCAGAAUUUACCUCCUCUCCAAGCGAAAGAAAAAGCCAAUUUACCCGAAUCUGUCUAUCAGAGUCUAGACCUAACCACCAACCAAUCAGUCUAUCAGAGUCUGACCUUUACUAAUAACCAGUAAGAUUCAGGAUGCCACUGUUCACCAUCCAACUGGACUGAUCUUAACCCAAAGCUAAAUACAACAGUGUUUAUCCCCCCGCCCCCCGUUAUUCUACCUGGCCUGUGGAUUACUCAUUUUCAGUUUUUUUUUUCUUGUUGUUUCUAAAUUAAGUUAUUUCCUUCACCUUGCAAAUGUCAUGGUCAUCUGAUCCCAGGUCUGGAUGUAACAAUGCUGUACAUAAAAUUGUUUUUCUUUUGAA
Molecule: messenger RNA, 1194 nt
Organism: Ictalurus punctatus (channel catfish)
Lineage: Eukaryota; Metazoa; Chordata; Actinopteri; Siluriformes; Ictaluridae
Product: CMRF35-like molecule 5
Exons: 7
Coding region: 117-956 (279 amino acids)
Source: RefSeq, a predicted model, not a curated record